Angiostrongylus costaricensis is the source of this 756-nucleotide messenger RNA. Lineage: Eukaryota; Metazoa; Nematoda; Chromadorea; Rhabditida; Metastrongylidae. The record is from the annotation of a GenBank genome assembly.
AUGGAACCUUCCCGUAAUCUUAACCAAUCCUCUUCCAGUUGCGCUGCCGAUGCGAUCUACGUGAAGCUGAAGACAAAUCAAACGUUCGAGGGACAUGUACAGGUGAAAUUUGUCGUGCAGAAAUCCUGCUAUCAAGUGCUGGUGACUAAUAAUCAGAUAGAGGUGCUCAUUCCACACGAAGAAUGCGCAGUACCGAGAAGGCGUUCUCGAUCACCGGCAGGCAUUUUUCUGGAAACUGCGAUUUCAGUUUCAUUUCAUCCCGACUUCACAACUGCUGACGAUCGUAUAUUCCAUUUACGAUGUUUCCAUCAGCGAGCGACAAACGGUAAAGUGCAAGGACCGGGAAGUCCCACAGAACCACCACGAGACGCUAUACGAACGCCUUCCUGUUCGUACACCGUGCGUAAGCGGCCGAACGGUCCCCUUGCGGGAACAGUUGUGCUCGGUCAAGUGGUCUUUCAUCAAUGGAGUUGCGAAAAUCACUGCUCCGUGGUCGGCGGCGAGACGAAACACGAACUGAUGGGCGCGGACGGAUGCUCGAAAAACACAAAAAUCCUCCCAAAUCUCGUCUACUUGAAUCCGGUCGGUUUCGGUCGUUCUCGAUCCCGAUGCUCUCGUUUUCCUCACUGGCCGGCGUCCCAAUUCUCUACUCCGAUUUUGUUUCGUGCGUUUCACAUCAAGUGGUCAAAUGCGUUGCUUCACUUGACAGUGAUUGCAGAAAGAAAAUACGGGAUUUCGUGGAUUCGUCGAAAGUAG